UCAAACUAAUAAGCGUUACGGACAGUCACGACAUACUGUAGCCCUUGCGACGCUUCUUCGGUCGAUCACUUACUAGUUGGCCCACAGCUAGUCUUGCUCGUUGAGCCGCCAAUAUCUUGAAAGUCGAACAGGAUUCUCACGUCGUCGAACAAUAGCAUUUUACCAUCUACCCAAUCUAAGGACUACUUCCCAUUUUGGGUUCUAAUCCGGAGCCCCAUGUCAUUAUAAGACAAAGAAAGGUACCUAUCGCGGCCACCACUGUAGUUGUGUCACGAUUAGGCCAAUUCCUUCGAAAGGAUUUGAUCGACGGAGAGUCAUGAUGGAAGUUGCUCCCUAUCCAUAUGCGAGUCUUACCAGGUCCGAACCGAACUCUGUGAGAACCGCGCUCCCUACUCGUCCUGUCGUCUCUAGAGAGAGUACCCAACCGUCAGAAACCAUGUCCAUUCAAAACGCCUCCUCCGUUGGUUCGAGAAGCCCAGCAGUUUUAAGCCAAAGCGAUUUUUCGGACGCGCCUAGUCCAUCGAUACAAGGAUCCGAACGAGUCCAUUCUAAGAGUCCAUCUCCCUUCGAUACAGUCCGUCAGGAAAACUGGGCAACGACGAAGUCCAGCUCCACGUCCAACCAAGGCGGCCAGGUGUGCAGUAAUUGUAGUACUACGAGAACGCCGCUAUGGAGGCGGUCGCCGCAGGGGGCCACCAUCUGCAAUGCGUGCGGACUGUAUCUAAAGGCGCGGAAUUCGUCUCGCCCAACGAAUCUCAAGCGGCCGCCAUCGGUAGUCUCUACCACGCCGAAGAGAACGCCCGAGAAACCACCUUCCAGUUCCUGUUCCCAGAAUAGUUCGGCGAAUAUUCCAGGCGCAACGUAUGUCGCGGCAGAUCAGAUGCCCAACGGAUCGUGUCCAGGUGGAGGACGAUGUAAUGGUACGGGUGGAGCGGAAGGAUGCAGUGGUUGUCCAGCUUACAACAACCGGGUGGCAAAAAGUGCUCAACUCCAAAAUCAAAAUCGACAAUCCGGCAAUGAACAAGGGACUCCUUCGGACGAUGGGCCGGCUCCAAUUGACAUAAACGCGCAACAAGCCGCGGCUCAGACAACUGUUGUCAUAGCAUGUCAAAAUUGUGGUACUACGAUAACCCCGUUAUGGCGUCGAGACGAAUCUGGCCAUACUAUAUGUAAUGCCUGCGGACUGUACUACAAACUUCACGGAGUUCACCGACCGGUAACAAUGAAGAAAUCCGUCAUUAAGAGGAGGAAACGUGUAAUACCGGCAAAUCAAAUGGAUGACGGAGUGGAAGACGUAAUGGCGGUCGAUUCGAUUGAACAGCAGAGCCAAUAUGCCGAGUCUGAAAUGGAACGGGGCAGUGUCAACGAAGACGGGUCUGUUAAUCUCGGGCUACGACGUAAAACCGAGCAUCCUCUCACAUUGCUUCCCGAUCCGAUCCGAUCUGGUGCGGGAUCAACCCCAGUAUCCACCGAUCUCAUGGCGUAUCACAACACCAGUGCUCCACAUCAUGUCGUCGAUAUUCGGGAUUCUCUUACCGACGACAAUCGUCUAGCUCCACUAACGUCUAUCUCGCUAUCGAGUGUCCGUCAGUCGUCCUUAUCCCCAGCCUCGUUUCUGUCUCCGUCGAGAAAGCGCUCCUUUUCGGGAACCGAGUCGGAAUACGCACCGAGCGAACCAAGCUACGAUAACUCAAAAAGGCUAUCGUCGAUAAAAUCACUUCUUAACCCGUCGUUUGAAUCGAGCCCCAGUUUUCGCCCGGUUGAGAACGCUCCCGAGUCGCUGCGACUUCGGUCACCAGCGAACUCACUCAUAUUAGCACCAAGUCCCAGCCCGCAACUAGUAUCCCCAAACGUGUUGCCGAGCCUCCAAUCUAGGGAGAGCACAGUUGAAGAUGAGAGGACGAAAGCCGGCCGUCUGGCGGCACUACAACAAGAAACGGAACGAAUGCGCCAAUUACUCGCGGCCAAGGAACGCGAGAUGGCAGCGCUACAACAAUAGUUACUAAUAUCCCCCUUUCGAAUUAGCGCUGAUGAUUUAUUGCUUUGAUGAUCAAGAUUUACGAUUGGAAUUACCGGUGUUGCUCUAUGGAAACACGGCAAA
Messenger RNA from Annulohypoxylon truncatum, 2101 nucleotides. RefSeq lists its product as uncharacterized. Gene Ontology annotation, biological process: negative regulation of transcription by RNA polymerase II; positive regulation of transcription by RNA polymerase II. Bases 317 to 1999 code for a protein of 560 amino acids. Gene Ontology annotation, molecular function: zinc ion binding; DNA-binding transcription factor activity, RNA polymerase II-specific; RNA polymerase II cis-regulatory region sequence-specific DNA binding. Lineage: Eukaryota; Fungi; Ascomycota; Sordariomycetes; Xylariales; Hypoxylaceae. The record is from RefSeq and is a predicted model, not a curated record. The transcript is spliced from 3 exons.